AUGAAUAAAUACAUUUUCCUCCUACUAGUAAUUACAAAAUUGAACACAUUCUCAUGUUACGUUAGGCGCGCAAAUAUUUUAUGUGGCAACAUCAUGAGGAAGGAUAAAGACAAGGUUAACAGCCAGAAUGGGGGCCCAUUUAAAUCCCCAGAGGUUGUCCGUGCUGUGCGCGUGGUAAGGGUGUACAAGGGGGAAAGACGCAAAGGGGAGUUAUUUUAUUUGAGAGCCCCGCAAUACGGUUCGCUUGGCAGAUCGCUUGACAAUGCUCUGUGCGAGGGGCCCCCUUCCGACUGCACCGCAUCCAGCGCACCACCCCCCUACACACGCCUGGAACUUGGGCGAAGGGAAACCCAGCUGUUCGCUAAGACAAAGAAAUACAUGGACAAUCUGAGGACGGUAAAAAAAGUAGACAACACAAUACUGGGGAGUGAUUUCCACGGAAAAGAGAACGAAAUAAUUGAUCAAGUCCCAGACAGAUUUCUGAACGCAUUCAAAUGGGCAUUACAAUAUCGAUUAAAAAAUUUUAACUGUAAAUUUAUGAGAUUAUCCAAGUUGGCCAAAAAAAAUAAUGAAGAAUUAAAAAGCUACGAGAAUUAUGCUAUAGGAUAUAAAGAAAACCUACUAGCCAUGUUACAGAAGGAUAAAAACUUUUUCCUGAACAUUGUAAAUAAGUUGAAAGCAAAGGAUUAUUUUAAUUUCGAUAUUUAUUCUAUCUUCAGAUUUCUUAACAUAGAUGUUCGUUUUUUUUUUUUUCCCGAGUGUCAUGAUCAGUCGGCUGUUUUUUUCCUCAUUUUCGGGAACCUAGAAAAGGCCAUUAACUAUUUUAUUCGAAACAAGGACACCGUUGAUUUUAUGCAGAUGGACAAGUACAAGAACAUGGGGGAUGACGGCGAGGUGCGCCUGAGCAUACGGCAAAGGAAGAAGUUGAGAAAGGAGGAACGGAAGCGCCAGAGGGAGGAGCGCCGGAAGGCCUAUAUUGCAAGGGCGGGGGCUUCCUCCGUGGGCGACGCGGACGGGGGUGUAACGACUUCUGAUGAAGCAGCUGUGAAUGAAGAAAGCAUGGAUGCGGGAACUGUGCAUGAAGAAAGCAUCGAUGAAGCAACCGCGAAUGAGGACAGUGCAGACGGCAAAACCUCCGAGGACGAAAUUGCUAGUGAAGAAGCCGAAGACAUAGCUACGCCUGACAUCUCCAUAAACAGCAUAAGCGAGGCUUCCCCCCUGGAGGACAAAUUCGACUACUUCCUAAAACACUACGAUGAUGUUGAAUUUUUUUUUAUGAACCACUUCAAGACGGCAGAAGAGUUAAAAUGCUUUUUCGAAAAAUGCCAUGAGAAAAAAAAUACAAUAAAAAAAGAAGAAAUAAAUUUUAACGCAAAGGGAGAGGAAAUAAUAACAACGAACCAAGUGCUGAAAAAGGGACUGAACUUAGAAAUGAUAAAAAAAAUUAUUAAAAUAUCUCCGAGGUUAUCUUUAGUAAAUAAAAAUACCAUCCUCAAAAGGAUAGCUCAUUACAAAAAUGAGUUAAAAUAUAACCACGAAGAAUUGGUACAUAUUUUGUAUAAUCUCCCACAAUUUUAUGCCUUUGGAAAUUUAAAAAAAAAAUAUAAAGAAUUGCUACACCUCCAUGAGACCAUAGAAGAGGAAGAUUUAAAAACAUUUAUUAAAAUCUACCCAAGGAUAUUCACCUACAAUGUGUACAGAACCAUCAGACCAAAACUGUUAUACCUAAUUAGACAUAUGAAUAAAUCCUUUCGAGAUACUCUGUCCUUUCCACAAUAUUUUAGUUACAGCUUCCGCUUAAGAAUAAUCCCCAGGCAUGUAGCCUACAUGAAUUUAUACUAUGAUAAUUAUAUCAGUUACUACAAGGAGUUGGUGAGGAUACACAAUUAUAAUGACUUUAAUAAAAAGUUUAACGAAUUGGUUUAUAAACCCAACAUCCCACCGAUAAAUUUGAAAAUGCUUCUGCAAACGUCCAACAAAGAUUUUAUGAAGCAUUAUAAAAUUAGUUAUGACGAUUUUGUCAAGUCCACACAACUAGCUAAAGAUAUUCACAAUCCAUUCAUACUGGUGUGA
Plasmodium fragile is the source of this 2073-nucleotide messenger RNA. RefSeq lists its product as uncharacterized. Gene Ontology annotation, biological process: regulation of DNA-templated transcription. Bases 1 to 2073 code for a protein of 690 amino acids. The transcript has a single exon. The record is from RefSeq and is a predicted model, not a curated record. Gene Ontology annotation, molecular function: double-stranded DNA binding. NCBI's taxonomy places the organism in Eukaryota, Apicomplexa, Aconoidasida, Haemosporida, Plasmodiidae.